CUUUCUCCGACUCUGUCUCCAACAACUUCCUUCUCUCCCCUCACUACUUUCUCUCCACGUAACCGAACCGAGUCAUCAUGGCCAAGAAGAAGAACAACAACGAGAACAAAGGAGAUGGUGGCGGCGAGAAGAAAACGGCGUCUAUCACUGUCGUUUUGAAGGUCGAUAUGCAUUGCGAAGGUUGCGUUUCCAAAAUCGUCAAGUGCGUUCGUUCUUUCAAAGGCGUUGAGACGGUGAAAUCAGAGUCAGAGACAGGGAAGUUAACAGUGACCGGAGAAGUAGAUCCGGCAAAACUCCGGGAGACACUCGCAGAGAAGACAAAGAAGAAAGUCGAGUUGGUUUCUCCUCAGCCCAAAAAGGACAAAAACAAAAGCGAUGAAGACAAAAACAAAGAAAAGAAAUCAUCUGAGGAUAAGAAACCCAAAGAGGCUCCGGUAACAACGGCGGUGUUGAAGCUGAACUUCCAUUGUGACGGUUGUAUCGCUAACAUCCAAAAGACUGUCACUAAAACCAAAGGUGUCCAUGGGAUGACAAUGGAUAAAGACAAGCAACUGGUUACAGUUAAAGGAACAAUGGAUGUGAAAAAGCUCGUGGAGAGUUUGUCGGAGAAGCUGAAACGUCCGGUGGAGAUUGUGCCGCCGAAGAAGGAUAAAGACAAAGAGAAGGAGUCUGGCGAUAAGAAGAAAGGCGGCGAGGGGGUGAACAUGAUGGAGUACGUGGCGGCUCAGCCUUAUUACGAGUCAGCGUAUUACCCGGGUGGGCCAUAUGGGUACUAUCCGGUUCAGGCCCACGCGCCUCAGAUGUUCAGUGAUGAGAAUCCUAAUGCUUGCGUCGUUAUGUGAGGGCGGCGGGAAGAAAAAAUAUUGGAGAGAGAUAACAGUUGUAAAUGUGCUUAGGGUAUUUUGGGGAAACUCUAGUUUAUUUCUUUAGUUUGGUAACUUUUUUUUUGGUUUUCUACUACAGUUUCGGUUUUGAAAACUUCCUUUUUUAUAUGAGCGUUUUUUUAGUUUUUUGAGUUAAGAUAUGCAAAUAUUUCUCACGGUUAAGAACAUUUUAGUGUGCUUGUUCCUAUAGUCUAGUUUCAAUUGGGAAUAUUAUAAUAAAU
Molecule: messenger RNA, 1105 nt
Organism: Eruca vesicaria subsp. sativa (arugula)
Lineage: Eukaryota; Viridiplantae; Streptophyta; Magnoliopsida; Brassicales; Brassicaceae
Source: the annotation of a GenBank genome assembly